CACUGUAUUCUGCUUUGUAGCCUCAGGCCGCAGAUGGCGAGAUCAAGAGCCCCGGUUUAAUCAACUUCCCUCCUUGUUUCCUCCCGACUCAUUCUCGUAUUCUAUCCUGUCUGCCCAUCGAUAUUCUACUUCAACCAGCAUUUCCUAACCUCCGAUAACUCAAAACUACUCUACUCUUCUACAUAUCUACCCGCUUCAAAUUCUCCGUACAAUACACACGAAUCAUCGAUCCGAACAUACCGUACCUACUCUACUCGAUCUUUCAACGUUCAGUAUGGGUGAACAAGAGCAACCAAUGGUCUCCCACGGCCGCGGAGGCCAGGGCAACAUCGGCCAUGAUUCUACGCAAUACGUUGACGGCGAGAUCGUUCGCGAGGGCGUAUACGGUGACCAGGGUGAUGGCGCAUACUCCGCUGGUCAAUCCUUCCACUCCCUCCACUUCACAUUAUACGCGGCGGCCUCGGCAACAUCGGAUCCCCCCCGCGUCCGCCCAACCUCCAAAGUGCCCCACGACGCCGAAAUGAUCCCGGAGCUGGCAGUGCGCAACUCCUCGGAUGAGAAUUACCAUGUUGGUCGCGGCGGCCAGGGUAACGUCCACCUUGACGAUGCGACUCGCAAGGACAAGGAAAAGAAGAAGGGCCUUGCGCAUGAGGGUCUUGCGGAUAAAUUGAAGCAUAAGCUUAUGGGGCGGAAGUAGAGAUGCACCAUCUCUGCUUGUGCUUGGAAGAACUGUCGAUCGGGUCUAGUCUCCUUUUAUACUAGGGGAGAUAAGAUUUGUUCGAGGAUUGGACGGAGGAGAGGAAGUGGUUGGUUGGUUUUGCAAUUCUGAUUCCCAUUUUGCUUUGCGUUGAUUGAGUAAUAGUCGUGAGAGCUCUCUUAGAGGGUGGUGGUGGAAGAGGUUUGAUUUUAAUAAUAUAUACUGACUGGAAUACGCCUCCAUUCUCCGCUGCCAGGCCUGGGUUGUAGCUAAUAUCGUAUCUUAUAGAAC
Molecule: messenger RNA, 988 nt
Organism: Penicillium subrubescens
Lineage: Eukaryota; Fungi; Ascomycota; Eurotiomycetes; Eurotiales; Aspergillaceae
Product: DUF3602 domain-containing protein
Exons: 7
Coding region: 275-697 (140 amino acids)
Source: RefSeq, a predicted model, not a curated record